This is a messenger RNA of Sphaerodactylus townsendi, 999 nucleotides long. RefSeq names its product myosin regulatory light chain 2, smooth muscle minor isoform. The record is from RefSeq and is a predicted model, not a curated record. Lineage: Eukaryota; Metazoa; Chordata; Lepidosauria; Squamata; Sphaerodactylidae. The transcript has 4 exons. The coding region runs from base 151 to 669 and encodes 172 amino acids. Gene Ontology annotation, cellular component: cytoplasm. Gene Ontology annotation, molecular function: calcium ion binding.
UGUGCGGGCGUGACAAUAGUUCGUCCCGAAGUGGCGCUCUCCGGAAGUGCCGAGCCUAUUCGAGUCCUCUGCGUUGCUGCCGUUGGGUCUCGCUGGGGUCAUCUUGCCGCUGAUUUUUCUCCUGUUGCCGCUCAGAAUCCAACCGCCAAUAUGUCGAGCAAAAGAGCAAAGACCAAGACCACAAAGAAGCGCCCCCAGCGGGCAACCUCCAAUGUCUUUGCUAUGUUCGAUCAGUCGCAGAUUCAAGAAUUCAAAGAAGCAUUCAACAUGAUUGAUCAAAACAGAGAUGGCUUCAUUGACAAAGAAGACCUGCAUGAUAUGCUUGCUUCACUUGGAAAGAAUCCGACAGAUGAAUACCUAGAUGCCAUGAUGAAUGAGGCCCCGGGACCAAUAAACUUCACUAUGUUUCUGACAAUGUUCGGAGAGAAACUAAAUGGCACUGAUCCAGAAGAUGUAAUCAGAAAUGCCUUUGCUUGUUUUGAUGAAGAAGCAACAGGUUUCAUUCAAGAAGACUACCUGAGAGAGUUGCUGACGACAAUGGGAGACAGGUUUACAGAUGAAGAAGUAGAUGAGCUGUUCAGAGAGGCGCCAAUCGAUAAAAAGGGCAAUUUCAACUACAUUGAGUUCACACGCAUCCUUAAACAUGGAGCAAAAGACAAAGAUGACUGAAACAGAACUCUUGCCUCUGUGAUUCUCUUUAGAUCUCACUUGCGGUUAUCUGAGGGUUUUUUCCUGGUAGCACCUGUUGCAUGCAUUUAGCUUUUACAGCUUUUGCCUUUGAUGUAUUUAUCUAUACCAGGCCAUUCUGGCACAUCUUGCACCUGUGUAAUCAGGCUGAUAGUGGAGAUUGAGAUUAUUACAGAGACUGGAGGGAAAGAUCAAUGACUCAGAAGGCCCAGGAAAAAAAAUCUCAAUGUUUCUGGUUUAGCUGGAUUUUUACAUUUUGUAAUAAUGCAUUUUGAAAUAAGAUUGCUAUAUCAAUAAAAUACCUCAAAUGCU